Penicillium longicatenatum is the source of this 648-nucleotide messenger RNA. Its product is annotated as glutathione S-transferase family protein. Gene Ontology annotation, cellular component: cytoplasm. The record is from RefSeq and is a predicted model, not a curated record. Gene Ontology annotation, molecular function: glutathione transferase activity; glutathione binding. The coding region runs from base 1 to 648 and encodes 215 amino acids. The transcript has 3 exons. Lineage: Eukaryota; Fungi; Ascomycota; Eurotiomycetes; Eurotiales; Aspergillaceae.
AUGCCUCUCCAGCUUUACGGAUUCGUUAACUCCACCUGCACCAACCGUGUGCGCACGGUGCUUGAGGAGAAGGGCGUUGAAAUUGAGUUCAUUCCUAUCAACCUAGCCCAGAACGAGCAGAAGAGUGAAUCGUACCUCAAUGACUUCCACCCAUUCGGAAAGGUGCCCGUUCUCCGAGAUACCGAGACUGGGGUUCAAAUCUUUGAAAGCAGGGCCAUUGCACAGUACAUCGCUGCCAAGUACCAAGGCAAGGGAGCCGUGCUGUUUCCUUCCGAGACUGACUUGAAGGCAUAUGCCCUCUAUCAGCAGGCGCUCUCCAUUGAACAGUCCUACUUUGACCCCAUUGUUUCUCAAAUUGCUUAUGAGAAGGUCUUCAAGCCUAGAAAGGGCCACGGUCCUACUGAUGAAGCCAGAGUUAAGACUCUGUUGAACCAGCUCGAUUUGACUCUACAGGGAUAUGAGCGGGUCUUGUCUAAACAGAGCUACCUCGGUGGUGACAAUGUGACUCUGGCAGAUCUGUACCAUCUUCCUUACGGAACGUUUGUUGAGAAGUUCGGAUUUUCAGAGCUUGUCGACAAGUAUCCCGCGUUCAAGAAAUGGUGGGAGGGCUUGAAGAACCGGGAUAGCUGGAAGAAGCUUACCCAAUAA